AAGGUAAACUUGCCUUGUCGUCCGCCGACAUACACGGGAGAAGUUAUGGGGUUGGUGGGACAUGAUAUGUAACGACCUGCAUCAUGUCAGACAACUAUAUAUUUCCGGAGUCUCCUCCGCGAUGCUCGGCCCCCAUCACCAACUCGCUCUCCAUUGUCCGUGAACAGGCGGUCGGGAAUAUCACGCCACAUACCUCACUGGACGGUCUGGAACAAAUGUCUCAACAAGAUGAUCUCCCUGUCCACGUGGGUCGCCGCAUUAGCUGAACUCUGGAUGUUGACCGCAUUCUUGGAAUCUGGCUGGAAUGCGCAGGUCUGCGGGUUCGGAAUUGACCUAACUGUUGACCAUGCCUCA
Aspergillus pseudonomiae is the source of this 354-nucleotide messenger RNA. RefSeq lists its product as uncharacterized. Bases 84 to 266 code for a protein of 60 amino acids. NCBI's taxonomy places the organism in Eukaryota, Fungi, Ascomycota, Eurotiomycetes, Eurotiales, Aspergillaceae. The transcript has a single exon. The record is from RefSeq and is a predicted model, not a curated record.